CAGCCGAGUGUUUGCGGCGAUCAAGGCAGCGGUAACGCGCGCAACAUAUCGGACAUCCUAUCACAUAAGUAAACAGUCAAUAAAGCGACUUGCUAUCGCGUUGAAAGAAUCUUCCUUCACUUUGUAUGUCCAACCCUUCUUCGUCUAGGCUCACUCGAGACAAUUCGAGAAAAAUGGCUGUCGCUUUCCAAGAGGAUUUCGAAGUCAUUCAAAAUCUGGCCGACGAGACGAUUUUCAAAACGAGCGCAGAAGAGCGCCGCGAGUUAGAAGCGAAAAGCUCCGCCACCGGUACCGACGACCACGACGACGACGAUGACGACAACGAGCUAACUGACAAUGAUCGAGAGUCGAGGAAGCCGCGGCUCAAGUCCCCGCUCGAAUGCGGCUUCGCGCAAACGACAAGCAAGCCGUCGCUGUUCUUCAAAAUGCUCACAGACCAAGAUGUCGAAGAUAGAAAAAGAGUCCGUCAGGAGAAACUCCAUAGGGCCGCUAAGGAAAUCGCGCAGCUCGAGGCUCGGAGAUGCGCCGAAGAAAAGCAUCGCCUCAAAAGACGGGAGCUUGAACAGAAAGAGCGUCGACUGCGGGCUUUAAUAAUGGAUGAGCUCCGUUCUCUCUGGAAAAAAGGCCACGACUUUCAAAUCCCAGAGCAGGUCGAUCCGUACAUCCGAGGCGAAUGCGGAAGCGACCCUGAAGAAAACGACAUUCGCAGACGGCUUUUUCAUGGAUGUUUUUACGAGUUUCGCAACCGCCUACAGUCGAGCAGGGAAAGUCUCAAGCGUGAACGACGAACCACGCUAGAGACCGUUACGUGGACGGCUCAGGAAGUCAAACUGUACUACGAGUGUAUGGCACGACACCGGAUUCCGAUCGUCUUCGGCUCGACCGCCGCGUUCGGAGACGCGCAAUGUAAUCCACGGAGUUUCGCCACGGCUGCUCAUCGACGGAACUUUCCAUGCGGAGCAAGUUCGACGGGAGACUUCAUAGGAACCUAUGGUGCAGGCUACAAACACCCGGCCAGGUGCUAUCCCUCGCCAGGGGCAGGGCACCGUUUUCCUCCGCGUUUCGGAAUGUACGGAUGGUCGGACUCCGCUCACCCUAUAAUUCCGGUGCAACGGACGGGAGCGUUCGAGCAUAAUUCCACGGCCUCAAACAAGCACUCGGUCGCAUGUCCGACCGGCCAUCGUGGUUACGAUCGUGAUGACAACAGUGGGAGCAGCAGCAACAAUGAGCGGCAAGCAGAGAGCGAGAAGCAAGCCAUCCUAGUGAAGAGAUCGCCUGUGGAGACUGAAGCAGCCGCUUCCGAUUUCGUGAACGAGCUCCUCAAAGAAAACUGCGCCUCCGAAAAUUCGUCCAUCAAGUUGGAUAGCAUCGCGGAGAUCGAUCUUUACGACGAUUUAUGA
Galendromus occidentalis (western predatory mite) is the source of this 1400-nucleotide messenger RNA. RefSeq lists its product as uncharacterized. Lineage: Eukaryota; Metazoa; Arthropoda; Arachnida; Mesostigmata; Phytoseiidae. The transcript has a single exon. The record is from RefSeq and is a predicted model, not a curated record. The coding region runs from base 126 to 1400 and encodes 424 amino acids.